Molecule: messenger RNA, 357 nt
Organism: Limulus polyphemus (Atlantic horseshoe crab)
Lineage: Eukaryota; Metazoa; Arthropoda; Merostomata; Xiphosura; Limulidae
Product: guanine nucleotide-binding protein G(I)/G(S)/G(T) subunit beta-1-like
Exons: 2
Biological process (GO): G protein-coupled receptor signaling pathway
Cellular component (GO): heterotrimeric G-protein complex; cytoplasm
Molecular function (GO): signaling receptor complex adaptor activity; protein binding
Source: RefSeq, a predicted model, not a curated record
UUCUUCCCAAAUGGUUAUGCUUUUGCCACGGGAUCUGAUGAUGCUACAUGCCGACUUUUUGACGUACGUGCAGACCAGGAGUUGGCCAUGUACUCUCAUGACAACAUAAUCUGUGGCAUCACCUCCGUGGCCUUUUCCAAGAGUGGCCGACUUCUAAUGGCGGGUUAUGACGACUUUAACUGUAAUGUAUGGGAUGCAAUGAAGGCCGAACGAGCAGGUGUUCUUGCUGGACAUGACAACAGAGUCAGUUGUCUGGGUGUAACUGAAGAUGGAAUGGCAGUUGCCACUGGAUCAUGGGACAGCUUUUUAAAUAUCUGGAACUAAUGAUCUCGGCUCAUGUGCUACUCCACAAACUAA